Molecule: messenger RNA, 1017 nt
Organism: Acanthosepion pharaonis
Lineage: Eukaryota; Metazoa; Mollusca; Cephalopoda; Sepiida; Sepiidae
Source: the annotation of a GenBank genome assembly
AUGUAUCAACACUACUUCCGCUUUCCUAUCCUGCCGGUUUCUUCCAAAGUCCACGUGUCCGACUCUCUUCGAACGCCAGAAGUGGUGGGCGGAGCUAACGUCAAAGUUGAUACUUGUCAUUUGCAAGUUUCCACACGUCGUAUUUCGCUUACCCUUACUCUUUCUUUUUUCUUUUUUUCCAUGUCUUCUAUUUCAUCCAUGCCGAAAUCUUCAUUUUUAUCUUUAUUUUCAUUUUGUCAAACUUUCUUUCUUUCUUUCUUUCUUUCUUUCUUAUAUAUCUUUGCUUAUUUCUUUCUUAUUGAUUUUUUCAUUUCAGCUUUCUUUCUUUCUUUUUUAAAUAACUUUGCCAUUUCUUCUUUUCUUACUCACCCACUUCCUUUAGUUUUUUCUUUCUUCUUUUUACUUUUCGAUAUACCUUUGUCUACAUCCUUUCUUUCUUUUUUUCUUUUCUUUCUCCAUUCUUAUGUACUUUAUUUCCUUUCUUUCGUGAUUUCUAUCUUGUUUGCUUUCUUUUUACACAUGUACCUUGUCUCCUCCCUUUCUUCCUUUCUUUUUACCCAUGUACCUCGUUUCCUCCCUUUCUUCCAUUCUUUUUACCCAUGUACCUCGUUUCCUCCCUUUCUUCCAUUCUUUUUACCCAUGUACCAUGUCUCACCCUUCCUUCCUUUCUUUUUACACAUGUACCUUUUCUCCUCCCUUUCUUCCUUUCUUUUUACACAUGUAUCUUGUCUCCUCCCUUUCUUCCUUUCUUUUUACACAUGUACCUUGUCUCCCCCCUUUCUUCCUUUUUUUAAACAUGUACCUUGUUUCCUCCGUUUAUUCCUUUCUUUUUACCCAUGUACCUUGUCUCCUCCCUUUCUGUUUACCCCUGUACCUUGUCUCCUCCCUUUCUUCCUUUCUUUUUACCAAUCUACCUUGUUUCCUCCCUUCCUUUUUUCUUUUUACCCAUGUACCUUGUCUCCUCCCUUUCUUCCUUUCUUUUUUACACAUGUACCUUGUCUCCCCCUUUCUUCUUAA